UCCCGAGCUCGAGCUCUCUCAGCCGGGACGAUGGAACCGACAGUGGCUCCCGGCGAGGUGCUCAUGAGCCAGGCCAUCCAGCCUGCGCACGCCGACUCGCGCGGCGAGCUGAGCGCGGGGCAACUGCUUAAGUGGAUGGACACCACUGCCUGCCUGGCCGCUGAAAAGCAUGCUGGGAUUUCCUGUGUCACAGCCUCAAUGGAUGACAUUCUGUUUGAGGACACGGCCAGAAUUGGACAGAUUGUUACCAUCAGAGCAAAAGUGACUAGGGCGUUCAGCACAAGCAUGGAGAUCAGUAUCAAGGUCAGAGUCCAGGACAAGUUCACUGGCAUCCAGAAGCUCCUCUGUGUGGCUUUCUCGACGUUUGUAGUUAAACCCCUCGGCAAAGAAAAGGUUCACUUGAAACCUGUUCUGCUUCAAACGGAGCAAGAGCAAGUGGAGCACCGUCUGGCCUCCGAGAGGAGGAAAGUCCGGUUACAGCAUGAGAACACCUUCAGCAACAUUAUGAAGGAAAGCAACUGGCUCAGGGAUCCCGUUUGUAAUGAAGAGGAAGGAACGGCCACCACCAUGGCCACCUCUGUCCAGAGCAUUGAGCUUGUCCUCCCACCCCACGCAAACCACCACGGAAACACAUUUGGCGGGCAGAUCAUGGCGUGGAUGGAGACGGUCGCAACCAUUUCCGCAAGCCGCCUGUGUCAUGGGCAUCCCUUUCUGAAGUCCGUGGAUAUGUUUAAAUUCCGGGGACCGUCCACAGUUGGGGACCGCCUUGUCUUCAAUGCCAUCGUCAACAACACCUUUCAGAACAGUGUGGAAGUUGGCGUGCGUGUUGAGGCCUUUGACUGUCGGGAGUGGGCCGAGGGCCAAGGCCGCCACAUCAACAGCGCUUUUCUCAUUUACAAUGCUGUUGAUGACCAGGAGGAACUCAUCACCUUUCCCAGAAUCCAGCCCAUUUCAAAGGAUGAUUUUCGACGGUACCAGGGAGCUAUUGCACGGAGGAGAAUUCGCCUGGGCAGGAAAUAUGUUAUUUCCCAGAAGAAAGAAGUCCCACUUGGCACACAAUGGGAUAUAAGCAAAAAGGGAUCCAUAAGUAACACCAAUGUGGAAGCUCUCAAAAAUCUGGCAUCCAAGAGCGGUUGGGAGAUCACCACCACCUUGGAGAAGAUAAAAAUAUAUACUCUGGAAGAGCAAGAUGCCAUAUCUGUAAAGGUGGAAAAACAGGUUGGAAGUCCAGCCCGCGUGGCUUAUCAUCUCUUGUCCGACUUCACGAAGCGCCCUUUAUGGGACCCCCAUUACAUAUCUUGUGAAGUCAUAGACCAAGUGAGUGAGGACGAUCAGAUAUAUUACAUCACCUGCUCGGUGGUAAAUGGAGACAAACCCAAGGACUUCGUAGUACUUGUGUCACGAAGAAAGCCCCUCAAGGACGACAACACCUACAUUGUGGCACUAACGUCAGUGGUACUGCCGUCUGUCCCUCCAUCUCCACAGUACAUCAGAAGCGAGGUCAUUUGUGCUGGGUUCCUCAUCCAGCCUGUCGACAGCAGUUCGUGCACUGUAGCCUACCUGAACCAGAUGUCAGACAGCAUCCUCCCUUACUUUGCUGGCAAUAUUGGUGGCUGGUCAAAAUCCAUUGAGGAAGCUGCAGCCUCUUGUAUAAAAUUCAUAGAGAACGCCACUCACGAUGGACUUAAAAGUGUGUUAUAAAUGGUCAACUCUCAGUUACCUGUAACUUAAUUUACUGUGUUUAACUCCAAGUGUGUCCUUAGCCCUUUUACUUGGCAAGCUUUGGGGGCCAUACAAUGAUUUAAUAUCAGCCUAAGCAAAAUGUAGUUAUGAAGAGAUGAAAAACCAAAGUGUGUUCUGGUGACUUGGAGCCAAACUCCAAGAUCUCUAAACUCCGCUGUACAGACACUUGGAAAUUGCCUGGACACAGCAUCACAUGAUCUAUAGAAUGGCACAAAAUUAGUUAACACUACCACAGAUGGCUCUGGAUUACAGAAGCACAAUGUGUAUUCUACAAUGGUGAGUUUAUAGCACGUGAAAUGAUGGGUUAAAAGCUGAUGAGUGUUUAAUAUUAUUCCACGGACAGCAGGUGCCUUUGUCAGGGGUCUCUGAGAAGAUGUAUUCUGUGUUUUAGAACUUUAAAUUAGGAAGCAUUAAAGCAUAAUGGAAUCCAAUCAGUUUUAGUAAUAGGAACUACUUUACUCUUGUCAUUUUACAUAUAUUCCAGGUAAAUGGCCAGUUCAUUCCUAUACAUGCACACGCCGAGCACCUGUAAAGUGUGAUAUUACAGGAAGAAUAUUAGCUGAGCUCUGUUAUCUGUUAUCUGUUCCAUUAGUACUUUAUCUCCUAGACGUCAACAUUUAUCACUCUACACCAUGAUGUGUCUUAACUCCUAAGACCAAACAGAAUGUGUCAAGUUAGCCUCCUGCAAAGGAUGACUUUUACAAAUGGAAGGAGAUCUUCAUCAGAGCUGUGAGCAGGAGACAGCUUAGGGCUACCCUGCUGUGCGCUCACCAGACCUCUACCUCUGCCCCUCUGCCUGAUCCCACACGUCCAUUCGAAUA
This is a messenger RNA of Rattus rattus (black rat), 2564 nucleotides long. It is a transcript of the gene Acot12, whose product is annotated as acyl-CoA thioesterase 12. Gene Ontology annotation, cellular component: extracellular exosome. The transcript has 15 exons. The coding region runs from base 31 to 1701 and encodes 556 amino acids. Lineage: Eukaryota; Metazoa; Chordata; Mammalia; Rodentia; Muridae. Gene Ontology annotation, molecular function: acetyl-CoA hydrolase activity; lipid binding. The record is from RefSeq and is a predicted model, not a curated record.